This is a messenger RNA of Chaetura pelagica (chimney swift), 1494 nucleotides long. RefSeq names its product activin A receptor type II-like 1 (gene ACVRL1). NCBI's taxonomy places the organism in Eukaryota, Metazoa, Chordata, Aves, Apodiformes, Apodidae. The transcript has 9 exons. Gene Ontology annotation, cellular component: BMP receptor complex; plasma membrane. The record is from RefSeq and is a predicted model, not a curated record. Bases 1 to 1494 code for a protein of 497 amino acids. Gene Ontology annotation, biological process: transforming growth factor beta receptor signaling pathway; dorsal/ventral pattern formation; protein phosphorylation. Gene Ontology annotation, molecular function: SMAD binding; transforming growth factor beta receptor activity, type I; ATP binding.
AUGCCGUGCAGAGCCUGUGGCCUGGCAGUGCUGGCCCUGAUGUCCCUGUCCCUCCUGUCCUUGUCCCUUGGCUUCGCAGCCGAUGAGCUGCUGUGUGCCUGUGACGUGCCACACUGCAGCCUGCCCACCUGCACGGGCAAGGUCUGCUUCGUCAGCAAGAGGAAGGAGGAAGGGACCAUCACCCAGCACCGGGGCUGCUUCACCGAGAACAUCCCGGAAAACUGCUGGGCGUCCGUGACGGAGCAGUUUGGCACCAGGUGCUGCAACUCCAGCAUGUGCAACGCUGAGCUGGAGAUCUUCCUGCAAGGAGAAGAGGCCCUGGGAAAGGCACCUUCCCUGCCCAACCUGCUCCUGAUGAUCUUCGUCCCACUGCUCGCCCUCCUCGUCCUCGCCGCGCUCACCGCGCUCUUCUGCUGGAAGGUGGCCCAGCACCGCCAGAAGAAAAGCAGCCUGGAGGACAUGGACCUCAUGCUGAAGGCAUCCAUGGGGGGAGACAGCACGAUGGAGGACCUGCUGACCGACGACUGCACGACGGGCAGUGGGUCAGGGCUGCCCUUCCUGGUGCAGCGCACGGUGGCUCGGCAGAUCACCCUGGUGGAGUGCGUGGGCAAAGGACGCUACGGCGAGGUGUGGCGAGGUGUGUGGCACGGGGAGAGCGUGGCCGUGAAGAUCUUCUCCUCCCGGGACGAGCAGUCCUGGUUCCGCGAGACAGAGAUCUACAACACGGUCCUCCUGAGGCACGACAACAUCCUGGGCUUCAUCGCCUCUGACAUGACGUCAAGGAACUCCAGCACCCAACUCUGGCUCAUCACCCACUACCAUGAGAACGGGUCACUCUAUGACUACCUGCAGAGGACAGCCCUGGAUGUGGAGACCUGCCUGGGCUUGGCUUCCUCCAUCAUCUGUGGCCUGGUCCACCUCCACGUGGAGAUCUUUGGCACCCAGGGCAAACCUGCCAUCGCCCACCGUGACCUGAAGAGCAGGAACAUCUUGGUGAAGAGCAACCGGCAGUGCUGCAUCGCCGACCUGGGGCUGGCCGUCAUGCACUCCCAGGGCAGUGACUACCUGGACAUUGGCAACAACCCCCGGGUGGGCACCAAGCGCUACAUGGCCCCGGAGGUGCUGAGCGAGCAGAUCCGCACCGACUGCUUCGAGUCCUACAAGAAGACAGACAUUUGGGCCUUUGGGCUGGUGCUCUGGGAGAUCACCCGCCGGACAGUGGCCAACGGCAUCGUGGAGGAUUACAGACCCCCCUUCUUCGACGCCGUCCCCAGCGACCCCAGCUUUGAGGACAUGAAGAAGGUGGUCUGCAUCGACCAGCAGACCCCUGAGAUCCCCACCCGCCUCUUCUCCGACCCGGUGCUGUCGGCGCUGGCGAGGAUCAUGAAGGAGUGUUGGUACCAGAGCCCCUCCGCCCGCCUCACCGCCCUGCGCAUUAAAAAGACACUGAAGAAGCUCAACAAUUCCCUGGAAAAGCCCAAACCAGAGCAGUGA